AUGGGGGCAUCUUGCUCCUGCCCGCUUGCUUUCUGCCUCGAUCUCGAGAAUGGUUUAGAAGCCGUCCUUAAAUCCAUGGACGACGCAUUUGUAAAGUUGAGUACAAAAGAUGAAGCGGCCGUGACAGGAUUCGACACGUUUGGCCCAUCGAAUAUGGGCAGCCCGAAGCACGAGGCCGCCGUUAAGCUCCAGAAAGUUUACAAGAGCUUUCGGACGAGAAGAAAGCUGGCCGAUUGCGCUGUCCUCAUCGAGCAGAGCUGGUGGAAGCUGUUGGAUUUUGCGGAGCUCAAACACAGCUCGAUCUCGUUUUUCCAUGUUCAGAAGCACGAGACGGCUGUCUCCAGGUGGUCCAGAGCAAGAACCAGGGCUGCCAAGGUUGGGAAAGGCUUAUCAGAAAACGGCAAGGCUCAAAAACUUGCUUUACAGCAUUGGCUUGAAGCUAUCGAUCCGAGACAUCGUUAUGGGCACAACCUGCAUUUCUAUUAUGUGAAAUGGUUGACUUCACAAAGCAAAGAGCCUUUCUUCUACUGGCUAGACAUUGGGGAAGGGAAGGAGGUUAAUCUUGUGGAAAAAUGCACUCGUUCGAAGCUCCAACACCAAUGCAUCAAGUAUCUUGGUCCGAUGGAACGAAAGCCUUAUGAAGUGGCGGUGGAGGAGGGGAAGCUAAUAUACAGGGAAAGUCGGGAGUUUUUGAACACGAUUGACGAGCCAAAGGGUACUAAGUGGAUUUUUGUUCUGAGCACAUCAAGGACAUUAUAUGUCGGGAAAAAGAUAAAAGGCUCGUUUCAACACUCGAGUUUUCUUGCUGGAGGAGCUACACUAGCUGCUGGGAGAAUUGUAGCUGAAAAUGGCAUCUUAAAGGCAGUUUGGCCUCACAGUGGUCACUACCGGCCCACGCCCGAAAAUUUCCAGGUCUUCUUAUCAUUUUUGAGAGAUAACAAUGUAGAUCUCAUCCAUGUUAAGCUCGAUUCCAUUGACGAAGAAGAUUCGUCCACCAGAAAACACGUUAGAAGCAACUCGUCUUACGAUGACUUGUUUGGAAAAGAUCGCCCGUUGGUAGAAGAAAAUGUUAGAUUUAACCCCAACAAAGAAGAAAAAGAGAGCGUCAAACUUGGCCUAAACAAACUCAAGACUCUUGUUAUACCACGCAAGGGUGACACGAUCGACUUGUUGCGGAACAAAUGUGAAAUAGCCGAAUCGUGCAAGAAUAUAUCAUUCUUAGCAUCACCCUGUGAUGAGAAUUUAAAGGCAAAAGAAGAGGUAGCUUUGGAUGAUGAAGAACGACACGAGACUAUUCCGGAGGAGCACAUAUUGGAAAGAAUUAAGUCUCACAAAAGAAUGGGGUCAUUCCAAUUGGGAAAGCAACUGAGCUGCAAGUGGAGCACAGGGGCCGGGCCAAGGAUCGGGUGCUUGAGAGAUUAUCCGUCGGGCUUGCAAUGCCACGCGUUGGAGCAAGCGAAUUUGUCUCCGAGAAGUAAACGUAAUUUGAGAUUCGAAUUUCCCUCUCGUUCGUCGACGCCAACCGGUAGUAGUAAUCUUUCGCGUAGUUUAGGAGGCGGUAAUCACAGGGAAUGA
Striga hermonthica is the source of this 1575-nucleotide messenger RNA. The record is from the annotation of a GenBank genome assembly. NCBI's taxonomy places the organism in Eukaryota, Viridiplantae, Streptophyta, Magnoliopsida, Lamiales, Orobanchaceae.